AUGGCCGAUGCUGGAUUCUUCAAGGGGACGUCUGCCGAGCAGGAUCGGCGCUUCGCCGAUAAAGAACACCGUCUACUCAAGUCGAUCAAGUUUCCCCCAGAGUUUGACCGUAAAGUUGACAUGCGCAAGGUCGAACUCUCGGUCAUGCGCCCGUGGAUAACGAAAAAAGUGGUCGAACUCGUUGGAUUUGAGGACGAGGUCGUGGUCGAGUAUGUCAUGGGGCUUUUGGAGGACCGGUCGAAGCCUCCCGACCCAAAAGUCAUGCAAAUUAACCUUACUGGGUUCUUGGAAUCCAAGACUCCGGCCUUCAUGUCGUCGCUCUGGGCCCUCUUGCUUGAAGCACAAGAUUCCCCCGCAGGAGUCCCCGCAUCGUUCGUGCAAGAAAAGAAAGAAGAGCUCAGACAAAAGCACGAGGCCGACGAACGGGCUCUUGCAGAAGCCAGGCGUAGGGGCGAGCAUGAUUUGCGUCUGGACGAGAUUCGUCAACGCGAAAGAGGUGAGAGGCGCGGCCGAGGCGGUGGGCGCGGUGGAGGAGACUCGUUCCGUGGUAGAGGUCGCGACUCGGGAUGGGGUAAUCGUGGUGGCGGUGGUGGAGGUGGUGGACGCGGAGACGUCCGCCACGUCGCCGCUCCAUAUCUGGAAGUCGAAGCAGGUCCCCGUCUCCACGGAGGCGGUACAGGCGCUCUCCUUCCCCCAGAUCUCCAUCCCCAGACGCUCUCCCUCACCCCGUGGUGCCAGGCGUUCACCUUCCCCGAGAGGAAACAGGCGCUCCAUAACCCCUCCUCCUCGUGGAGGCGGAAGGAGACGUUCUCCCUAUCGUCGCCGCUCGCCAUCAAGGACUCCAUCCGCGAGAUCGAGGAGCGGAUCUCCACCCCCAAAGCGAAGGGAUUCGCCCGUUCAGACGACACACCACCUCGUAGAAGAGACGGUUCUUCACGCAGGAGAGAUAGUUCUCCGCGCAGAAGAGACGAUUCUAGAAAAAGGGGCGAUUCGCCACCGCCGCCACCGUCACGCAGACGGGACUCGCCCCGUCGAACGACUUCACGUUCACCUUCUCCCAACGCACGCAAACGCCAAAGAAGCGAACCUGGAGUCGAUGUCGAACCGCUGAGCAUCAAGGGAGCUGCAUCUGGGAAGAAGAGUCGAUGGGGCGAGGGGCAGGAUGAGAAAGACGACUAA
This is a messenger RNA of Rhizoctonia solani, 1179 nucleotides long. RefSeq names its product Serine/arginine repetitive matrix protein. The record is from RefSeq and is a predicted model, not a curated record. NCBI's taxonomy places the organism in Eukaryota, Fungi, Basidiomycota, Agaricomycetes, Cantharellales, Ceratobasidiaceae. Bases 1 to 1179 code for a protein of 392 amino acids. Gene Ontology annotation, biological process: mRNA processing; regulation of mRNA splicing, via spliceosome. Gene Ontology annotation, molecular function: RNA binding. Gene Ontology annotation, cellular component: spliceosomal complex. The transcript is spliced from 8 exons.